GCGUUUCUCCUAAUUCUUAUCUCACAGAAGGUAAACAGUAAUGAGUAUUUUGGACCAAACCACUACACACAGUUAAUAUGACAGACAGAUUAUGAACUACUGAGUAAAAGCUGCCACAUAUUAUUGCAUCCUUUUCUGAAAAAGUUCUCAUAUUGCACGAUAUCAUGUCACAAGCAUUUAGUCUUUUGUUCACUAGUUCUAAGAUAGAUUUGAGUCAAAAUUCCUUAUGUAUGUGAAUGGAUGGUCUACUUAGCUUGUUCCCUCCCUAAUGUAACUAUUCUUUCUUAAGAUUUCUGUUUAUUCCCUGCUUCUGCUAAACCCAAGAGCUUUUUCUUUUGGAAUUCUCUAACAUCAGCAAUAAUCUGUAUUUUGCUAUUAAUACCUGAUGCUGAUUAUCCCAUCAUUUGUCAAUGCCAUCUAUCCUUAUUAUGAAGAUCUUAGCAUUUCAAUAUGAAAUUUUAAUAGUUCAGUGGCGAGGCAUCCCAUUUGUUGCAUUUAGUUUCUGUUCUUACAUUUUCAUUGUUGUGUCCCCUUUUAGUGAGAUUUUAGGUUUUUAAGAAUAUAGCUACCUUUCUAACAUCUAAAUGUCGUAUAAUAAAACAUUUCUUGGAGGAAAAAUUACUUAGCAAUAGUAUUUUCAGGAUUAAAGACCAUCUAGUUCUAUCCCCCCUGCUAUGGGGAGGGACACCUUCCACUAGACCAGGUUGCUCAAAGUCCUAUCCAGCCUGGCCUUGAACGCUUCCAGGGAUGGGACAGCCUCAGCUUCUCUAGGUGAAGAGUUCAAGCUAUUACCUGCCUGGGUGCAAGUUACCAGCUCUUCUCCUGCAGCUCCUGAAGGAUUUGCUGGUGAAAUGAAGUCUGAGAGGCCAGAAGGUGGGAAUGCAUCUCCUGUUUCAGGUAUUCCCUUGUGCCUGUGUCCCUCUGAUCCUGCCCACUGUGGGCAGGCCCUCCCCUGCCCUGCCCAGGGUCAUCUCUAAGGGAGUCAGGGCUCUGUCACACACACACGUUUCACAACAUCAGCCUUCUUGAAAUGCAAGAAGCAUUUCCUUAAAAGAAGGAGGGGGAGAGCUCUGGGAAAAUACCAAAAAUGAAGCAGAGGCUGUGACUUUUUGCAGUGGCAAUUAUUUUAAGUGAACUGCCUGUAAAGAUUUUGCAGUUUGAAGUGGCAGGUUGCGUAUUUUGUGAAGACAAGAUUGUUAACAUGUGAAACAUGCUAAAAAUUGACCGAUAAAAGCACCUGGAUAUUUCAAACAUAAAUAGUGUGUAUCAAAAUAUCCACAGAGCAGAUGGCCUGACUCCCCACACACCUUGCUGACCAGAAUACUCGAGCAACACACACAGCCAAAAUCUCACUGUCUUCAAAGCUGAUCACCUGCAAAGGCAAGGGUUAUCCUCAUGCUACCCUUUAUCUGUCAGGCACAAACGCUCCUGCAUACACUAAUUAGUGUAUCCUAGAGGGAUAAUGAACCCCAGGUUUGUUUGAACUUGUUACUACCCCAGCAAAGCAAAUCACCUGUUCUAGAGCUCAGGCUCUCAAACGUUGGGUGAGAUUAAAACAACUGUGAGCUGAAAUGUGAUCUACCGUGGAAAGGUUCCAAAACACAGAGGGCUGGGUUUGCCAACCCGCUCACAGUACCGCCUGCCACUGAUAAACGGGCAACUGAGUCUGUUUCUCACUCUCAUUUUUUACCUUGGACGCUAAGACCAGACAUACCUAUUCCAUGUAUUAACCAGGAUGUAAGGCUUUUCAUGCCUCGUGUGGUUCAACAGAUGUGAAAGGGAAUUACCACUUCAACAUGAUAUCAAGACUAUUUUUUUUUUUUUUUUAGCUGAUGGCAGAUUACUGAGCCUGAAUUCUUGUUUCAUUUUAGUGUGUUAAUUGAUGGGAUAAUGAGCAUUGAUUAUAUGUGUUUUGGCUUCUCAUUGCAAUUACAGGCUCUGUUUUAUUCAUGAGCCAGUCCUAAAGAAUGCGCUAGAGAUCUAAGACAGCUUAAACCUCUCAGAAAAAGGCUCUGAAUUGUUUGAAUAAUGACACUCUUAGAUGGCAAAUUAAAGGUUCUCUUUUCCCAUGCUUUUUAAGAUAAUUAAAAUCCAGGAACAGUAAGGUGGUGAACAUCCUUAUUCAUUAGCCUUCAGUAAUUUAGCUUCUACUAAAUGAGGAAAACAUUUUAAUUCUCCAGGCCAUCUGUUGCAGUCUCUUUUGUGUGUCCUGUUACAUAAAGUCUCAUCAUGGAUAGUUUUAACAUCAGUAUUGUAUCCUUUCACCAGGAAUGAUGAGCUGGAUGAGGUGGUUGAAGUGACUACCUAUUAACAGACCACCCUGGGGUUAAAGCAGCUGCUUGGUCUUUUAAGUUGAAGUUAUCCUGUAUAGACACCUCUAGGCAAAGGAUCAGCAGAGAGGAGCCCCUGCAUGGAGAUAGGCAGUGUGACAAGCUGUGUUUUCUAAUAGUGAUAUCCAUGCUAAUAAAUAACAAGAGUUCAUCGGAGCCUUUCCAGUUCCUCUAAUGUGUGACUGCUCUCCCAUAUGGCUCUGUGCUGCUUUUGGAAGCAGGUGCUGCCUUUGGAAGCAGGCACUCUCUGUUCAGGUAGGAACUACAGCAGAGGCUCCAUGCUGGAUGCUGCUUUGGAAGUGGUUUGGAGGCAGAGCAGGUCUCUUUGCACUGUGAUGGGGAAAUAGAAUAAAUAUUAGAGUAGGAGUGUGCUUACCUAGGAUAAAUGCUGGAUCAGGAACUGGGAGAUGCUUAGAUUCUGACUCAAGCUGUAGGAAUAACUCACUUUAUAGCUUGGGGCAAGUUACAUUAUCCCACACCGGGAAAGUUUCUUAUUAAAAUUUUAAUUUGUAUAGAUGAAUGGAUGCAGUGUCGAAGUUAUUCCUGAUGCAAAGUUACAUCCCCAGAGGUCUAAGAGGAUCCAGGUUCCAUUAUGAGUUUGGUUUGUUUCUGUCAAAUUCUCCUGUAAAAUACAAGCCCCACUACUUGCCAGCCCAGCAGUGCCUUCCAGGGGCUGCUGUAGACCGCUGUAUUUAGCUGGCUCCACGAUUCCCAGGUAGUGUUUACAUUAUUGAUAGGCAUUGCUCCAAGCAGGCUGCUUCCACGGGGCAGAGCUUAAAUCCAUCUGCUUGCUAUUAUUCCCGUUGCUUGGAGAUCACAAACACCCUCACCUCGAGAUGUGUGGCUGCAGAACAAGUGUUCCCAGUAUAAAACAGGAUUCAGUCAAUCAGCCAGCUCCUGCUUCCACCAAAAAAGACCCUCUGGCUGCUGCAGGCAUGCCCAAGGGCGUACCCAUAGCCAAGCAGCUGACAUCAAUACAAGCCCUAAGAAAAGGCUCAGACCUUGAAAAGGCUUUUGCUACAGCAGCUUUGGUGUAUAACAACUAUGCUGACCCCAAGGGCAAGCUCAGCAAAGCUGAAACCAAGAGCUUACUACAGUCCCAGUUUUGGCAUGUCAUACAGGGCCAAGAAAACAAACCAAAAUACCAGGAAAUAAUUUCCUUCUUGGAUGAGGAUUCAGAGAACAAAAUUGAUUUUGAAGAUUUCAUGUUCUUGUUAGUCAGUCUCACUUUAAUGUCUGACCUUCUGCAGGAGAUCAAAAAUGUGACAACCCCUAAAUGAUCUGUGAUUUUAAAGAAGAAAUGGCUUGGCACUGUAUGAAGAAAGCAUGAGGGGGCUACACACAGAGGUACCACUGUGUGCCUGGUUGCCCUGUGCUGGUCCCUUUUAAAUGGAAUAAAGUCAUGUCCAAACCUGGUUGAA
Molecule: messenger RNA, 3751 nt
Organism: Corvus hawaiiensis (hawaiian crow)
Lineage: Eukaryota; Metazoa; Chordata; Aves; Passeriformes; Corvidae
Gene: SNTN
Product: sentan, cilia apical structure protein
Exons: 4
Coding region: 3167-3610 (147 amino acids)
Molecular function (GO): calcium ion binding; transition metal ion binding
Source: RefSeq, a predicted model, not a curated record